CCCAAAACUACAAUGGCUUGGAUAGCUCGACUCCCGCUGUUAGUUCUGGUUGCGCUGAGCACCCAGAGUAUCAUUGUUCACGGUCAAGACAGCCACCCAUGGAAAGAUACGAGAACGACAGAGUUAUUCUUCGAAAAUUUUGUUGAAUGCAUUAGACAGUCAAACUACUUUAAUAGCGAAGAUAUAGAAAGCAUUAAAGUUCUUGCUGAAACUCUGAUUCAGUCUUUAAAUGGAAUGCAAGCAAAAGGAAAAACAUCACACCAAGUGCUACAAGCUCUGAACAUGGGUUAUGCUGCAGGUGUGGCAGAAUUAGUGAAUUCAGAUGGCUCCAAUCUUCAAGAAAAACGAAAUGCCAUUAGGGAAGCUAUGAAGAAAUCACUGUUACAAGCGACAGGCGUAGUUAAUGAGAGUUUUAUGAAUGAAAUGGACACAUUAAUGCAAAUGUUUUCUCAGAUAAAUGGAUUGAGUGACGAUUCAGGAGGCGCCGGAUAUGGUGGACAAGGAGGUUCAGGACAAGGCGGAGCAGCUGCUACAGCAGCAGCAUCAGGCGGACCAGGAGGCUACGGUAGAUACGGUCAACAAGGUGCAGGUGGAUAUGGUCAAGGAGGAAUGGGAUCAGGAGAGGCAGGCGCAGCAGCUGCUGCAGCUUCGUCAGGUGUAGGUCCUGGACUCGCUGGUUAUGGUGGUGACGGAUAUGGAGGACAAGGAGGAUCAGGCAGUGCAGCUGCAGCAGCAGCAGCAUCAGGUGGACGAGGAGGAGGAGGAAGAUACGGUCCACAAGGUGCAGGUGGCUAUGGUCAAGGAGGAAGCGGAGCAGGUGGAGCAGGAGCCGCAGCUGCUGCAGCUUCGUCAGGUGAAGUUCCAGGAGGUGCUGGAUAUGGUGGACAAGGAGGUUCAAGAGCAGGCGGAGCAGCUGCAGCAGCAGCAGCAUCAGGAGGACCAGGAGGCUACGGGAGAUACGGUCAACAAGGUGCAGGUGGCUAUGGUCAAGGUGGAAUCGGAUCAGGAGGGGCAGGCACAGCAGCUGCUGCAGCUUCGUCAGGUGUAGGUCCUGGACUCGCAGGUUAUGGUUUUGACGGAUAUGGAGGACAAGAAGGAUCAGGAUCAGGCAGUGCAGCUGCAGCAUCAGCAGCAUCAGGUGGACGAGGAGGAGGAGGCAGAUACGGUCCACAGGGUGCAGGUGGCUAUGGUGAAGGAGGAAGCGGGGCAGGUGGAGCAGGAGCCGCAGCUGCUGCAGCUUCGUCAGGUGAGGGUCCCGGAGGCGCCGGAUAUGGUGCACAAGGAGGUUCAGGACCAGGCGGAGCAGCUGCAGCAGCAGCAGCAUCAGGCGGACCAGGAGGCUACGGAAGAUACGGUCAACAAGGUGCAGAUGGGUAUGGUCAAGGAGGAAUCGGAUCAGGAGGGGCAGGCGCAGCAGCUGCUGCAGCGUUGUCAGGUGUAGGUCCUGGACUCGCUGGUUAUGGUGGUGACGGAUAUGGAGGACAAGGAGGAUCAGGAUCAGGCAGUGCAGCUGCAGCAGCAGCAGCAGCAGGUGGACGAGGAGGAGGAGGAGGAAGAUACGGUCCACAAGGUGUAGGUGGCUAUGGUCAAGGAGGAAGCGGAGCAGGUGUAGCAGGAGCCGCAGCUGCGUCAGGUGAGGGUCCCGGAGGCGCCGGAUAUGGUGGACAAGGAGGCUCAGGAGCAGGCGGAGCAGCUGCAGCAGCAGCAGCAUCAGGCGGACCAGAAGGCUACGGAAGAUACGGUCAACAAGGUGCAGGUGGCUAUGGUCAAGGAGGAAUCGGAUCAGGAGGGGCAGGCGCAGCAGCUGCUGCAGCUUCGUCAGGUGUAGGUCCUGGACUCGCUGGUUAUGGUGGUGACGGAUAUGGAGGACAAGGAGGAUCAGGAUCAGGCAGUGCAGCUGCAGCAGCAGCAGCAUCAGGUGGACGAGGAGGAGGAGGAAGAUACGGUCCAAAAGGUGCAGGUGGCUAUGGUCAAGGAGGAAGCGGAGCAGGUGGAGCAGGAGCCGCAGCUGCUGCAGCUUCGUCAGGUGAAGUUCCAGGAGGUGCUGGAUAUGGUGGACAAGGAGGUUCAAGAGCAGGCGGAGCAGCUGCAGCAGCAGCAGCAUCAGGAGGACCAGGAGGCUACGGGAGAUACGGUCAACAAGGUGCAGGUGGCUAUGGUCAAGGUGGAAUCGGAUCAGGAGGGGCAGGCACAGCAGCUGCUGCAGCUUCGUCAGGUGUAGGUCCUGGACUCGCAGGUUAUGGUUUUGACGGAUAUGGAGGACAAGAAGGAUCAGGAUCAGGCAGUGCAGCUGCAGCAUCAGCAGCAUCAGGUGGACGAGGAGGAGGAGGCAGAUACGGUCCACAGGGUGCAGGUGGCUAUGGUGAAGGAGGAAGCGGGGCAGGUGGAGCAGGAGCCGCAGCUGCUGCAGCUUCGUCAGGUGAGGGUCCCGGAGGCGCCGGAUAUGGUGGACAAGGAGGUUCAGGACCAGGCGGAGCAGCUGCAGCAGCAGCAGCAUCAGGCGGACCAGGAGGCUACGGAAGAUACGGUCAACAAGGUGCAGAUGACUAUGGUCAAGGAGGAAUCGGAUCAAGAGGGGCAGGCGCAGCAGCUGCUGCAGCUUCGUCAGGUGUAGGUCCUGGACUCGCUGGUUAUGAUGUUGACGGAUAUGGAGGACAAGGAGGAUCAGGAUCAGGCAGUGCAGCUGCAGCAGCAGCAGCAGCAGGUGGACGAGGAGGAGGAGGAGGAAGAUACGGUCCACAAGGUGUAGGUGGCUAUGGUCAAGGAGGAAGCGGAGCAGGUGUAGCAGGAGCCGCAGCUGCGUCAGGUGAGGGUCCCGGAGGCGCCGGAUAUGGUGGACAAGGAGGCUCAGGAGCAGGCGGAGCAGCUGCAGCAGCAGCAGCAUCAGGCGGACCAGAAGGCUACGGAAGAUACGGUCAACAAGGUGCAGGUGGCUAUGGUCAAGGAGGAAUCGGAUCAGGAGGGGCAGGCGCAGCAGCUGCUGCAGCUUCGUCAGGUGUAGGUCCUGGACUCGCUGGUUAUGGUGGUGACGGAUAUGGAGGACAAGGAGGAUCAGGAUCAGGCAGUGCAGCUGCAGCAGCAGCAGCAUCAGGUGGACGAGGAGGAGGAGGAAGAUACGGUCCACAAGGUGCAGGUGGCUAUGGUCAAGGAGGAAGCGGUGCAGGUGGAGCAGGAGCCGCAGCUGCUGCAGCUUCGUCAGGUGAAGUUCCAGGAGGUGCUGGAUAUGGUGGACAAGGAGGUUCAAGAGCAGGCGGAGCAGCUGCAGCAGCAGCAGCAUCAGGAGGACCAGGAGGCUACGGGAGAUACGGUCAACAAGGUGCAGGUGGCUAUGGUCAAGGUGGAAUCGGAUCAGGAGGGGCAGGCACAGCAGCUGCUGCAGCUUCGUCAGGUGUAGGUCCUGGACUCGCAGGUUAUGGUUUUGACGGAUAUGGAGGACAAGAAGGAUCAGGAUCAGGCAGUGCAGCUGCAGCCUCAGCAGCAUCAGGUGGACGAGGACGAGGAGGAAGCUACGGUCCACAAGGUGCAGGUGGCUAUGGUCAAGGAGGAAGCGGGGCAGGUGGAGCAGGAGCCGCAGCUGCUGCAGCUUCGUCAGGUGAGGGUCCCGGAGGCGCCGGAUAUGGUGCACAAGGAGGUUCAGGACCAGGCGGAGCAGCUGCAGCAGCAGCAGCAUCAGGCGGACCAGGAGGCUACGGAAGAUACGGUCAACAAGGUGCAGAUGGGUAUGGUCAAGGAGGAAUCGGAUCAGGAGGGGCAGGCGCAGCAGCUGCUGCAGCGUUGUCAGGUGUAGGUCCUGGACUCGCUGGUUAUGGUGGUGACGGAUAUGGAGGACAAGGAGGAUCAGGAUCAGGCAGUGCAGCUGCAGCAGCAGCAGCAUCAGGUGGACGAGGAGGAGGAGGAAGAUACGGUCCACAAGGUGUAGGUGGCUAUGGUCAAGGAGGAAGCGGAGCAGGUGUAGCAGGAGCCGCAGCUGCGUCAGGUGAGGGUCCCGGAGGCGCCGGAUAUGGUGGACAAGGAGGUUCAGGAGCAGGCGGAGCAGCUGCGGCAGCAUCAGGCGGACCAGGAGGCUAUGGAAGAUACGGUCAACAAGGUGCAGGUGGCUAUGGUCAAGGAGGAAUCGGAUCAGGAGGGGCAGGCGCAGCAGCUGCUGCAGCUUCGUCAGGUGUAGGUCCUGGACUCGCUGGUUAUGGUGGUGACGGAUAUGGAGGACAAGGAGGAUCAGGAUCAGGCAGUGCAGCUGCAGCAGCAGCAGCAUCAGGUGGACGAGGAGGAGGAGGAAGAUACGGUCCAAAAGGUGCAGGUGGCUAUGGUCAAGGAGGAAGCGGAGCAGGUGGAGCAGGAGCCGCAGCUGCUGCAGCUUCGUCAGGUGAAGGUCCAGGAGGCGCCGGAUAUGGUGGACAAGGAGGUUCAGGACCAGGCGGAGCAGCUGCAGCAGCAGCAACAUCGGGCGGACCAGGAGGCUACGGUAGAUACGGUCAACAAGGUGCAGGUGGUUAUGGUCAAGGAGGAAGCGGAGCAGGUGGAGCAGGAGCCGCAGCUGCUGCAGCGUCGUCAGGUGAAGGUAACGGAGGCACUGGUUAUGGUGGUGACGGAUAUGGUGGACUGCGAGGAUCAGGAUUAGGCGGUGCAGCUGCAGCAGCAGCAGCAUCAGGAGGACGAGGAGGAGACGGCAGAUACGGUCCAAUAGGAUCGGGUUUCUAUGGUCGAAGAGGAAGUGGAUCAGGAGGGGCAGGAGCCGCAGCUGCUGCAGGGUCGUCAGGUGCAGGUCCCGGAGGCUUCGGUUAUGGUGGUGACGGAUAUGGAGGACAAGGAGGAUCAGGAUCAGGCAGUGCAGCUACAGCAGCAGCAGCAUCAGGUGGACGAGGAGGAGGAGGAAGAUACGGUCCACAAGGUUCAGGUGGCUAUGGGCAGGGAGGAAGCGGAGUAGGUGGAGCAGGAGCUACAGCUGCUGCGGCUGCGUCAGGUGAAGGACCAGGAGGCGCCGGAUAUGGUGGUGACGGAUAUAGUGGACAAGGAGGAUCAGGAGAAGACGGAACAGCAUCCGCUGCAGCAUCAGCCAGUGGAAUUGGAGGACCUGGGGGAUUACGUGGGCGAAAGGAAAUCAUUAAAAAAAUUAUCGUACAUAGAAGAGUUGGUUCUGAAUCUGACGCAGAAGCAUCAGUAAUAGAAGAAAAUGGAUAUGGUGGACAAGGAGGUUCAGGACCAGGCGCAGCAGCUGCAGCAGCAUCAGGCGGACAAGGAGGAGGUGGAAUAUACGGUUCACAAGGUGCAGGUGGCUAUGGUCAAGGACGUAGCGGAUCAGGAGGGGCAGGCGCAGCAGCUGCUGCAGCUUCGUCAGGUGAAGGUCCUGGAGGUGCCGGUUAUGGUGGUGACGGAUAUGGUGGACAAGGAGGAUCAGGAUCAGGCAGUGGAGCUGCAGCAGCAGCAGCGUCAGAUGGACGAGGAGGUGGAAGAUACGGCCCACAAGGUUCAAGUGGCUAUGGUCAAGGAGGAAGCGGAUCAGGAGGGGCAGGCGCAGCAGCUGCUGCAGCUUCGUCAGGUGAAGGUCCCGGAGGCACCGGUUAUGGUGGUGACGGAUAUGGUGGACAAGGAGGAUCAGGAUCAGGCAGUGGAGCUGCAGCAGCAGCAGCAGCGUCAGGUGGACGAGGAGGGGGUGGAAGAUACGGUCCACAAGGUUCAGGUGGCUAUGGUGAAGGAGGAAGCGGGUCAGGAGGGGCAGGAGCCGCAGCUGCUGCAGCUUCGUCAGGUGAAGGACCAGGAGGCGCUGGUUAUGGUGGUGACGGCUAUGGUGGACAAGGUGGAUCUGGACAAGGCAGUGCAGCUGCAGCAGCAGCAGCAGCGUCAGGUGGACGAGGUGGUGGAAGAUACGGUCCACAAGGUUCAGGUGGCUAUGGUCAAGGAGGAAGCGGAACAGGAGGGGCAGGCGCAGCAGCUGCUGCAGCUUCGUCAGGUGAAGGUCCUGGAGGCGCCGGUUAUGGUGGUGACGGAUAUGGUGGACAAGGAGGAUCAGGAUCAGGCAGUGGAGCUGCAGCAGCAGCAGCAGCGUCAGGUGGACGAGGAGGAGGUGGAAGAUACGGUCAACAAGGUGCAGGUGGCUAUGGUCAAGGACGAAGUGGAUCAGGAGGGGCAGGAGCCGCAGCUUCGUCAGGUGAAGGUCCUGGAGGCGCCGGUUAUGGUGGUGACGGCUCUGGUGGACAAGGAGGAUCAGGAUCAGGCAGUGGAGCUGCAGCAGCAGCAGCGUCAGAUGGACGAGGAGGUGGAAGAUACGGCCCACAAGGUUCAGGUGGCUAUGGUCAAGGAGGAAGCGGAUCAGGAGGGGCAGGCGCAGCAGCUGCUGCAGCUUCGUCAGGUGAAGGUCCCGGAGGCACCGGUUAUGGUGGUGACGGAUAUGGUGGACAAGGAGGAUCAGGAUCAGGCAGUGGAGCUGCAGCAGCAGCAGCAGCGUCAGGUGGACGAGGAGGAGGUGGAAGAUACGGUCCACAAGGUUCAGGUGGCUAUGGUGAAGGAGGAAGCGGAUCAGGAGGGGCAGGAGCCGCAGCUGCUGCAGCUUCGUCAGGUGAAGGACCAGGAGGCGCUGGUUAUGGUGGUGACGGCUAUGGUGGACAAGGAACAUCAGGACAAGGCAGUGCAGCUGCAGGAGCAGCAGCAGCGUCAGGUGGAAGAGGUGGUGGAAGAUACGGUCCACAAGGUUCAGAAGGCUAUGGUCAAGGAGGAAGCGGAUCAGGAGGGGCAGGCGCAGCAGCUGCUGCAGCUUCGUCAGGUGAAGGUGCUGCAGGCGCCGGUUAUGGUGGUGACGGAUAUGGUGGACAAGGAAGAUCAGGAUCAGGCAGUGGAGCUGCAGCAACAGCAGCAGCGUCAGGUGGACGAGGAGGAGGUGGAAGAUACGGUCCACAAGGUUCAGGUGGCUAUGGUGAAGGAGGAAGCGGAUCAGGAGGGGCAGGAGCCGCAGCUGCUGCAGCUUCGUCAGGUGAAGGACCAGGAGGCGCUGGUUAUGGUGGUGACGGCUAUGGUGGACAAGGAGGAUCUGGACAAGGCAGUGCAGCUGCAGCAGCAGCAGCAGCGUCAGGUGGACGAGGUGGUGGAAGAUACGGUCCACAAGGUUCCGGUGGCUAUGGUCAAGGAGGAAGCGGAACAGGAGUGGCAGGCGCAGCAGCUGCUGCAGCUUCGUCAGGUGAAGGUCCCGGAGGCGCCGGUAAUGGUGGUGACGGAUAUGGUGGACAAGGAGGAUCAGGAUCAGGCAGUGGAGCUGCAGCAGCAGCAGCAGCGUCAGGUGGACGAGGAGGAGGUGGAAGAUACGGUCCACAAGGUUCAGGUGGCUAUGGUGAAGGAGGAAGCGGAUCAGGAGGGGCAGGAGCCGCAGCUUCGUCAGGUGAAGGACCAGGAGGCGUUGGUUAUGGUGGUGACGGCUAUGGUGGACAAGGAGCAUCAGGACAAGGCAGUGCAGCUGCAGCAGCAGCAGCAGCGUCAGGUGGAAGAGGUGGUGGAAGAUACGGUCCACAAGGUUCAGGUGGCUAUGGUCAAGGAGGAAUGGGAUCAGGAAGGGCAGGCGCAGCAGCUGCUGCAGCUUCGUCAGGUGAAGGUGCGGGAGGCGCCGGUUAUGGUGGUGACGGAUAUGGUGAACAAGGAGGAUCAGGAUCAGGCAGUGGAGCUGCAGCAGCAGCAGCAGCGUCAGGUGGACGAGGAGGAGGUGGAAGAUACGGUCCACAAGGUUCAGGUGGCUAUGGUGAAGGAGGAAGCGGAUCAGGAGGGGCAGGAGCCGCAGCUGCUGCAGCUUCGUCAGGUGAAGGACCAGGAGGCGCUGGUUAUGGUGGUGACGGCUAUGGUGGACAAGGAGGAUUAGGACAAGGCAGUGCAGCUGCAGCAGCAGCAGCAGCGUCAGGUGGACGAGGUGGUGGAAGAUACGGUCCACAAGGUUCAGGUGGCUAUGGUCAAGGAGGAAGCGGAUCAGGAGGGGCAGGCGCAGCAGCUGCUGCAGCUUCGUCAGGUGAAGGUGCUGGAGGCGCUGGUUAUGGUGGUGACGGAUAUGGUGGACAAGGAGGAUCAGGAUCAGGCAGUGGAGCUGCAGCAGCAGCAUCAGGUGGGCAAGGAGGCGGCGGCAAAUACGGUCAACAAGGUGCAGGUAGCUAUGGUCAAGGAAGAAGCGGAUCAGGUGGGGCAGGAGCCGCAGCUGCUGCAGCUUCGUCAGGUGAAGGUCCGGGAGGCGCUGGUUAUGGUGGUGACGGCUAUGGUGGACAAGGAGGAUCAGGACCAGGCAGUGCAGCUGCAGCAGCAGCAGCGUCAGGUGGACGAGGAGGAGGUGGAAGAUACGGUCCACAAGGUUCAAGUGGCUAUGGUCAAGGAGGAAGCGGAUCAUUAGGGGCAGGCGCAGCAGCUGCUGCAGCUUCGUCAGGUGAAGGUCCCGGAGGCGCCGGUUAUGGUGGUGACGGAUAUGGUGGACAAGGAGGAUCAGGAUCAGGCGGUGGAGCUGCAGCAGCAGCAGCAGCGUUAGGUGGACGAGGAGGAGAUGGAAGAUAUGGUCAACAAGGUGCAGGUGUCUAUGGUCAAGGACGUAAUGGAUCAGGAGGGGCAGGAGCCGCAGCUUCGUCAGGUGAAGGUCCGGGAGGCGCUGGUUAUGGUGGUGACGGCUCUGGUGGACAAGGAGGAUCAGGACAAGGCAGUGCAGCUGCAGCAGCAGCAGCAGCGUCAGGUGGACGAGGAGGUGGAAGAUACGGUCCACAAGGUUCAGGUGGCUAUGGUCAAGGAGGAAGCGGAUCAGGAGGGGCAGGCGCAGCAGCUGCUGCAGCUUCGUCAGGUGAAGGUCCCGGAGGCGCCGGUUAUGGUGGUGACGGAUAUGGUGGACAAGGAGGAUCAGGAUCAGGCAGUGCAGCUGCAGCAUCAGGUGGACGAGGAGGAGGAGGAAGAUACGGUCCACAAGGUUCAGGUGGGUAUGGUCAGGGAGGAAAUGGAUCAGGUGGGGCAGGAGCCGCAGCUGCUGCAGCUUCAUCAGGUGAAGGACCAGGAGGCGCCGGCUAUGAUGGACAAGGAGGUUCAGGACCAGGCGGAGCAGCUGCAGCAGCAGCAGCAUCAGGUGCACAAGGAGGCGGCGGCAGAUACGGUCAACAAGGUGCAGGUAGCUAUGGUCAAGGAGGAAGCGGAGCAGGUGGAGCAGGAGCAGACGCAGCAUCAGCUGGAAGCGCCGGAUACGGUCCACAAGGUGCAGGUGGCUAUGGACAAGGAGGAAGCGGUUCAGGUGGUAAUGGAGCUGCGGCUGUGGCAGCGUCGUCAACUGCAGCUUCAGUUGCUUCCCGUUUGUCAUCUCCCGACGCAAUAUCAAGAGUUUCUUCUGCUGUUUCUGUCUUUUUAGAUGAUGAUUUAGAUUAUCCUGCAGCUUUUUCAAAUGCAUUUGACAAUGUUGUGUCUGGUAUAACGUCAUCCAAUUCCGAUAUUUCUGGAUGUGAACUCCUUGUUCAAUCGUUAAUGGAAGUUCUUUCCGCCGUAUUGGGUACAGCGUAUGGAUUAAAUGCUAACUCAUCCGUGGAUAUUGUUAGAAGUGUUGUCAAUAGAUUUGAUUACCAAUGCGUCGGAAAAAUCAAUCAGUCGAGAAGAUCCAAAACUACAAUGGCUUGGAUAGCUCGACUUCCGCUGUUAGUUCUGGUUGCGCUCUGCACGCAGAGUAUGAUAGUUCACGGUCAAGACAGCCACCCAUGGAAAGAUACGAGAACGACAGAGUCAUUCAUGGAAAAUUUUGUUGAGUGCUUUAGACAGUCAAGCUACUUUAAUAGCGAAGACAUAGAAAGCAUUAAGGAUCUUGCUGAAACUAUGAUCCAGUCAUUAAAUGAAAUGCAAGCAAAAGGAAAAACAUCACACCAAGUGCUACAAGCUCUGAACAUGGGUUUUGCGGCAGGAGUGGCAGAAUUAGUGAAUUCAGAUGGCACUAACCUUCAAGAAAAACGAAAUGCCAUUAGGGAAGCUAUGAAGAAAUCACAGUUACAAGCGACAGGCGUAGUUAAUGAGAGUUUUAUGAAUGAAAUGGAUAAAUUAAUGCAAAUGUUUUCUCAGAUAAACGCAUUGAAUGAAGAUUCAGGAGGAAACGGCGCUGGAGUAGUGUCAUAUGCGUCCUCAGCAAGUGCAUCAAACGCUCAGGGAAUAGGACAAAACUUCGGAUACCAGGGACAAGGAUCGUCAUCGGUAUCCGUUUCUUCCACAUCAGCAGGAGGAUUGCCACAAGGACCAGUUGGUUCAGGUUCAUACGAAUAUUCCGUUAGUAUAAACAGUCUCAAUGGCUCACCAAAUGCAUAUGGAGGACAAUAUGUAAGUGGAGUAGGAGUAGGACAAGGAGGUUUAGGAACAGGUGGUGCCGGGGGAGCUGCCGUAGCAACUGCAUCAGGUGGAGCCAGCGGCAACGGAUAUGGUAAUGGAUACGGUGGUAUAGGAGGCGGUAGAUACGGUCCACAAGGUACAGGUGGCUAUGGUGAAGGAGGAAGCGGAUUAGGAGGAGCAGGAACCGCAGCUGCUGCAGCUUCAUCAGGUGAAGGCCCAGGAGGUGCCGGUUAUGGUGCUGACGGGUAUGGUGGACAAGGAGGUUCAGGACCAAGUGGAGCAGCUGCAGCAGCAGCAGCAUCAGGUGGACGAGGAGGAGGAGGAAGAUACGGUCCACUAGGUGCAGGUGGCUAUGGUCAAGGAACUGGAGCAGGAGGAGCAGGAGCCGCAGCGGCAGCAGCUUCGUCAGGUGAAGGUCCAGGAGCCGCCGGUUACGGUGGACAAGGAGGAUCAGGACCAGGCAGUGCAGCUGCUGAAGCAGCAUCAGGUGGACGAGGAAGAGGUGGCAGAUACGGUCCACUAGGUGCAGGUGAUUAUGGUCAAGGAGGAAGCGGAUUAGGAGGAGCAGGCGCCGCAGCUGCUGCAGCUCCGUCAGGUGAAGGCCCCGGAGGCGCCGGUUAUGGUGGUGACGGAUAUGGUGGACAAGGAGGAUCAGGAUCAGGCAGUGCAGCUGCAGCAGCAGCAGCAUCAGGUGGACGAGGAGGAGGAGGAAGAUACGGUCCACAAGGUUCAGGUGGCUAUGGUCAGGGAGGAAAUGGAUCAGGAGGGGCAGGAGCCGCAGCUGCUGCAGCUUCGUCAGGUACAGGACCAGGAGGCGCCGGCUACGGUGGACAAGGAGGUUCAGAACCAGGCGGAGCAGCUGCAGCAGCAGCAGCAUCAGGUGGACAAGGAGGCGGCGGAAGAUACAGUCAACAAGGUGCAGGUAGCUAUGGUCAAGGACGAAGUGGAUUAGGAGGAGCAGGCGCCGCAGCUGCUGCAGCUUCAUCAGGUGAAGGUCCAGGAGGUGCCGGUUAUGGUGGUGACGGAUAUGGUGGACAAGGAGGGUCUGGCCCAGGCAGUGCAGCUGCUGCUGCUGCAGCAUCAGGUGGACGAGGAGGAGGCGGGAGAUACGGCCCACUAGGUGAAGGUGGCUAUGGUCAAGGAGGAAGCGGUUUAGGCGGAUCACGUGCAGCAGCUGCUGCAGCUUCGUCAGAUAAUGGUCCAGGAGGUGCCGGUUAUGGUGGUAACGGAUAUGGUGGACAAGGAGGCAGUGCAGCUGCUGCAGCAGCAUCAGGUGGAGGAGGAGGAGAUGGCAGAUACGGUCAACAAGGUGCAGGUAGCUAUGGUCAAGGAGGAAGGGGAUUAGGAGGUGCAGGAGCCGCAGCUGCAGCAGCUUCGUCAGGUGAAGGUCCAGGAGGUACCGGUUAUGGUGGUGACGGAUAUGGUGGACCAGGAGGGUCAGGACCAGGUGGAGCAGCUGCAGCAGCAGCAUCAGGUGGACGAGGUGGAAGUGGCAGAUACGGUCCACUAGGUGCAGGUGGCUAUGGUCAAGGAAGUGGAUCAGGAGGAGCAGGAGCCGCAGCGGCAGCAGCUUCGUCAGGUGAAGGUCCAGGAGCCGCCGGUUACGGUGGACAAGGAGGAUCAAGACCAGGCAGUGCAGCUGCUGCAGCAGCAUCAGGUGGACGAGGAGGAGGUGGCAGAUACGGUCCACUAGGUGCCGGUGAUUAUGGUCAAGGAGGAAGCGGAUUAGGAGGAGCAGGCGCCGCAGCUGCUGCAGCUUCGUCAGGUGAAGGCCCCGGAGGCGCCGGUUAUGGUGGUGACGGAUAUGGUGGACAAGGAGGAUCAGGAUCAGGCAGUGCAGCUGCAGCAGCAGCAGCAUCAGGUGGACGAGGAGGAGGAGGAAGAUACGGUCCACAAGGUUCAGGUGGCUAUGGUCAGGGAGGAAAUGGAUCAGGAGGGGCAGGAGCAGCAGCUGCUGCAGCUUCGUCAGGUUCAGGACCAGGAGGCGCCGGCUAUGGUGGACAAGGAGGUUCAGGACCAGGCGGAGCAGCUGCAGCAGCAGCAGCAUCAGGUGGACAAGGAGGCGGCGGCAGAUACAGUCAACAAGGUGCAGGUAGCUAUGGUCAAGGACGAAGCGGAUUAGGAGGAGCAGGCGCCGCAGCUGCUGCAGCUUCGUCAGGUGAAGGUCCAGGAGGUGCCGGUUAUGGUGGACAAGGAGGGUCUGGUCCAGGCAGUGCAGCUGCUGCUGCUGCAGCAUCAGGUGGACGAGGAGGAGGCGGAAGAUACGGCCCACUAGGUGAAGGUGGCUAUGGUCAAGGAGGAAGCGGUUUAGGCGGAUCAGGUACAGCAGCUGCUGCAGCUUCGUCAGAUAAUGGUCCAGGAGGGUCCAGUUAUGGUGGUAACGGAUAUGGUGGACAAGGAGGCAGUGCAGCUGCUGGAGCAGCAUCAGGUGGAGGAGGAGGAGAUGGCACAUACGGUCAACAAGGUGCAGGUAGCUAUGGUCAAGGAGGAAGCGGAUUAGGAGGUGCAGGAGCCGCAGCUGCAGCAGCUUCGUCAGGUGAAGGUCCAGGAGGUACCGGUUAUAGUGGUGACGGAUAUGGUGGACCAGGAGGGUCAGGACCAGGUGGAGCAGCUGCAGCAGCAGCAUCAGGUGGACGAGGUGGAAGUGGCAGAUACGGUCCACUAGGUGCAGGUGGCUAUGGUCAAGGAAGUGGAUCAGGAGGAGCAGGAGCCGCAGCGGCUGCAUCUUCAUCAGGUGAAGGUCCAGGAGGCGCCGGUUACGGUGGACAAGGAGGAUCAGGACCAGGCAGUGCAGCUGCUGCAGCAGCAUCAGGUGGGCGAGGAGGAGGUGGUAGAUACGGUCCACAAGGGGCAGGUGGCUAUGGGCAAGGAGGAAGUAGAUUAGGAGGUGCAGGAGCCGCAGCUGCAGCAGCUUCGUCAGGUGAAGGUCCAGGAGGUACCGGUUAUGGUGGUGACCGAUAUGGUGGACCAGGUGGAGCAGCUGCAUCAGGUGGAUGGGGAGGAGGUGGAAGAUACGGUCCACAAGGUGCAGGUGGCUAUGGUCCAGGAGGAGCAGGAGCCGCAGCUGCUGCAGCUUCAUCAGGUGAGGGUCCAGGAGGUACCAGUUAUGGUGGUGACGGACAUGGUGGACCAGGAGGAUCAGGACCAGGUAGUGCAGCUGCAGCAGCAGCAUCAGGUGGACGAGGAGGAGGCAGAGGAUACGGUCCACUAGGUGAAGGUGGCUACGGUCAAGGAAGUGGAUCAGGAGGAGCAGGAGCGGCAGCGGCUGCAGCUUCUUCAGGUGAAGGUCCAGGAGGUGCCGGUUAUGGCGAUGACGGAUACGGAGGACCAGGCGGGACAGGACCAGGCAGUGCAGCAGCUGCUGCAGCAUCAGGUGGACGAGGAGGAGGUGGAAGAUACGGUCCACAAGGAGCAGGUGGCUAUGGACAAGGAGGAGCAGGAGCAGCAGCUGCUGCAGCUUCAUCAGGUGAGGGUCCGGGAGGUACCGGUUAUGGUGGUGACGGAUAUGGUGGACCAGGAGGAUCAGGACCAGGCAGUGCAGCUGCAGCAUCAGGUGAAGGUGGUUAUGGUCAUGGAAGUGGAUCAGGGGGAGCAGGAGCCGCAGCGGCUGCAGCUUCGUCAGGUGCAGGUCCAGGAGGUGCCGGUUAUGGUGCUGACGGAUAUGGUGGACCAGGAGGGUCUGGUCCAGGCAGUGCAGCUGCUGCUGCUGCAGCAUCAGGUGGACGAGGAGGAGGCGGAAGAUACGGCAAACUAGGUGAAGGUGGCUAUGGUCAAGGAAGUGGAUCAGGAGGAGCAGGAGCCGCAGCGGCUGCAGCUUCCUCAGGUGAAGGUCCAGGAGGUGCCGGUUAUGGUGAUGACGGAUACGGUGGACCAGGCGGGUCAGGACCAGGCAGUGCAGCAGCUGCAGCAGCAUCAGGUGGACGAGGUAGAGGUGGAAGGUACGGUCCAGAAGGUGCUGAUGGCUAUGGUCAAGGAGGAGCAGGAGCCGCAGCUGCUGCAGCUUCAUCAGGUGAGGGUCCAGGAGGUACCGGUUAUGGUGGUGACGGAUAUGGUGGACCAGGAGGAUCAGGACCAGGUAGUGCAGCUGCAGCAGCAACAUCAGGUGGACGAGGAGGAGGCAGAAGAUACGGUCCACUAGGUGAAGGUGGUUAUGGUCAAGGAAGUGGAUCAGGAGGAGCAGGAGCCGCAGCGGCUGCAGCUUCUUCAGGUGAAGGUCCAGGAGGUGACGGUUAUGGUGAUGACGGAUACGGUGGACCAGGCGGGUCAGGACCAGGCAGUGCAGCAGCUGCUGCAGCAUCAGGUGGACGAGGACGAGGUGGAAGAUACGGUCCACAAGGUGCAGGUGGCUAUGGUCAAGGAGGAGCAGGAGCCGCAGCUGCUGCAGCUUCAUCAGGUGAGGGUCCAGGAGGUACCGGUUAUGGUGGUGACGGAUAUGGUGGACCAGGAGGAUCAGGACCAAGCAGUGCAGCUGCAGCAGCAGCAUCAGGUCUACGAGGAGGAGGCAGAAGAUACGGUCCACUAGGUGAAGGUGGUUAUAGUCAAGGAAGUGGAUCAGGAGCAGCAGGAGCCGCAGCGGCUGCAGCUUCGUCAGGUGCAGGUCCAGGAGGUGCCGGUUAUGGUGCUGACGGAUAUGGUGGAACAGGAGGGUCUGGUCCAGGCAGUGCAGCUGCUGCUGCUGCAGCAUCAGGUGGAGGAGGCGGAAGAUACGGCCCACUAGGUGAAGGUGGCUAUGGUCAAGGAAGUGGAUCAGGAGGGGCAGGAGCCGCAGCGGCUGCAGCUUCUUCAGGUGAAGGUCCAGGAGGUGACGGUUAUGGUGAUGACGGAUACGGUGGACCAGGCGGGUCAGGAACAGGCAGUGCAGCAGCUGCUGCAGCAUCAGGUGGACGAGGGAGAGGUGGAAGGUACGGUCCACAAGGUGCUGGUGGCUAUGGUCAAGGAGGAGCAGGAGCCGCAGCUGCUGCAGCUUCAUCAGGUGAGGGUCCAGGAGGUACCGGUUAUGGUGGUGACGGAUAUGGUGGACCAGGAGGAUCAGGACCAGGCAGUGCAGCUGCAGCAGCAGCAUCAGGUGGACGAGGAGGAGGCAGAUACGGUCAACAAGGUGCAGGUGGCUAUGAUCAAGGAGGAAGCGGAUUAGGCGGAGGUGGCGCCGCAGCUGCUGCAGCUUCGUCAGGUGAAGGUCCAGGAGGUGCUGGUUAUGGUGGUGACGGAUAUGGUGGACCAGGAGGUAAUGGAGCGGCGUCUGCUGCUGCGUCUUCAAAUGGAGGUCCAUCAGGUUUCGGUCCUGGUGGGAGAGGAGGAUCUGGGCUAAACGGAGCAGUAACCUCAGCAGCUUCAACCGGAGGAUUUGGAGGCCCCGGGGGAUUACGGGGUCCAAAGGAAAUUAUUAAAAAAAUUAUUGUACAUAGGCGACUUGGUUCUGCAUCUGACGCAGAAGCAUCAGUAAUUGAAGAAAAUGUAUAUGGUCCAGAAACAAUCGGUCGUUACGAUGAAGGAGAAGGUGGAGCAGGAGACGCAGCGGCUGCAGCUUCGUCAGGUGAAGGUCCAGGAGGUGCCGGUUAUGGUGCUGACGGAUACGGUGGACCAGGAGGGUCAGGACCAGGCAGUGCAGCUGCUGCUGCAGCAUCAGGUGGACGAGGAGGAGGUGGAAGAUACGGUCCACAAGGUGCAGGUGGCUAUGGUCAAGGAGGAGCAGGAGCCGCAGCUGCUGCAGCUUCAUCAGGUGAGGGUCCAGGAGGAACCGGUUCUGGUGGUGACGGAUAUGGUGGACCAGGAGGAUCAGGACCAGGCAGUGCAGCUGCUGCAGCAGCAUCAGGUGGACGAGGAGGAGGUGGCAGAUACGGUCCACAAGGUGCAGGUGAUUAUGGUCAAGGAGGAAACGGAUUAGGAGGAGCAGGCGCCGCAGCUGCUGCAGCUUCGUCAGGUGAAGGUCCAGGAGGUGCCGGUUAUGGUUAUGACGGAUAUGGUGGACAAGGAGGCAGUGCAGCUGCAGCAGCAGCAUCAGAUGGACGCGAAGGAAGUGGCAGAUACGGUCCACUAGGUGCAGGUGGCUAUGGUCAAGGAAGUGGAUCAGGAGGAGCAGGAGCCGCAGCGGCUGCAUCUUCAUCAGGUGAAGGUCCAGGAGGCGCCGGCUACGGUGGACAAGGAGGAUCAGGAUCAGGACCAGGCAGUGCAGCAGCAGCAGCAGCGUCAGGUGGACGAGGAGGAGGUGGAAGAUACGGUCCGCAAGGUUCAGGUGGCUAUGGACAAGGAGGAGCAGGAGCAGCAGCUGCUGCAGCUUCGUCAGGUGAAGGACCAGGAGGCGCCGGCUAUGGUGGACAAGGAGGUUCAGGACCAGGCGGAGCAGCUGUAGCAGCAGCAGCAUCAGGUGGACAAGGAGGCGGCGGCAGAUACGGUCAACAAGGUUCAGGUGGCUAUGGUCAAGGUGGAAGCGGAUCAGGAGGGGCAGGCGCAGCAGCUGCUGCAGCUUCGUCAGGUGAAGGUCUCGGAGGCGCCGGUUAUGGUGGUGACGGAUAUGGUGGACAAGGAGGAUCAGGACCAGGCAGUGCAGCUGCAGCAGCAGCGUCAGGUGGACAAGGAGGAGGUGGAAGAUACGGUCCACAAGGUUCAGGUGGCUAUGGUCAAGGUGGAAGCGGAUCAGGAGGGGCAGGCGCAGCAGCUGCUGCAGCUUCGUCAGGUGAAGGUCUCGGAGGCGCCAGUUAUGGUGGUGACGGAUAUGGUGGACAAGGAGGAUCAGGCAGUGCAGCUGCAGCAGCAGCAGCAUCAGGUGGACGAGGAGGACUAGGAAGAUACGGUCCACAAGGUUCAGGGGGCUAUGGUCAGGGAGGAAAUGGAUCAGGAGGGGCAGGAGCCGCAGCUGCUGCAGCUUCAUCAGGUGAAGGACCAGGGGGCGCCGGCUAUGAUAGACAAGGAGGUUCAGGACCAGGCGGAGCAGCUGCAGCAGCAGCAGCAUCAGGUGCACAAGGAGGCGGCGGCAGAUACGGUCAUCAAGGUGCAGGUAGCUAUGGUCAAGGAGGAAGCGGAGCAGGUGGAGCAGGAGCAGCAGCAUCAGCUGGAAGCGCCGGAUACGGUCCACAAGGUGCAGGUGGCUAUGGACAAGGAGAAAGCGGAUCAGGUGGUAAUGGAGCUGCGGCUGCGGCAGCGUCGUCAACUGCAGCUUCAGUUGCUUCCCGUCUGUCAUCUCCCGACGCAAUAUCAAGAGUUUCUUCUGCUGUUUCUGUCUUUUUAGAUGAUGAUUUAGAUUAUCCUGUAGCUUUUUCAAAUGCAUUUGACAAUGUUGUGUCUGGUAUAACGUUAUCCUAUUCCGAUAUUUCUGGAUGUGAACUGCUUAUUCAAUCAUUAAUGGAAGUCCUUUCCGCCGUAUUGGGUACAGCGUAUGGAUUAAAUGCUGACUCAUCCGUGGAUAUUGUUAGAAGUGUUGUUAAUAGAUUUGAUUAUUAAGUGAGAUAAAUUGAUAUAUUUUUCCUUUACAUUUUCUUUUAAUUCUUAUAACAAUUCUUGUAACAAUUAUGAAAUAAAAUUAAUCAUUGAUAUUUGAAUCUUCCAGUCUUUUCUUUUUACUUUAAUAAAACACAUUUGCAUUAUUA
Messenger RNA from Argiope bruennichi, 17879 nucleotides. RefSeq names its product fibroin heavy chain-like. The transcript has 3 exons. Bases 13 to 17733 code for a protein of 5906 amino acids. The record is from RefSeq and is a predicted model, not a curated record. Lineage: Eukaryota; Metazoa; Arthropoda; Arachnida; Araneae; Araneidae.